AUGUGGCGAUUGAGUAGGAUGAUGGAAUGGGCAUGGUUGCAAAAGUCAAGGUUAGAUUGGAAUAUGAAAGGGGACAGGAACACAAGGUUUUUUCAUGUCAUGGCUACUAGUAGAAAAAAUAGAAAUGCCCUCAACUCCAUUAUUGUUGGUGAUAGGGUGAUUGAGGAACCAAUCGCGGUCAAGGAUGAGGUGUGGUCACACUUUAGAAAGCAGUUUUCAGAAGAAUUGAGGCAUAGACCUGUGAUAGGAGGUGAUUUCAAGAAUGUCAGGCACAGUGAUUCAUUUCAUAUGUUAGAGUCAGAAUUUUCAGCAGAGGAGGUUUGGGAAGCUAUCAAACAUUAUUUCCAUGAGAGGGGCAGCUUGGCUAAUGGGUUGAAUAGCUCUUUCAUCACACUUAUUCCAAAGAAAGUGAAUGCAACUAAUCUAAAUGAAUAUAGGCCAAUCAGCCUUAUUGGGUCAGCUUACAAAAUACUCACCAAGGUUCUUGCAAGUAGACUAAAAAAGGGUAAUGCCAGCUAUGACUCCUUAUUAUUCUGUGAUGCUGAAUGCUCAAAAGUGCUGAAUUUAAAAAGGAUCUUGAGGUGUUUUGAAAUUGCAUCCGGGCUUAAGAUAAACUACCACAAAAGUAUGGUUUGUGGUUUUGGUAUCUCUGCAUCUGUGCUCAGUGAGUUUGCUUCCAUGCUAAAUUGCAAAUCUAAGUCAAUGCCACUGAAGUACCUUGGCUUGCCACUGGGUGCUUGCCCUCAUAGGAAACUGAGUUGGAAACCUGUCAUUGAGAAGAUAAAGCUUAGACUUGCUGGUUGGAAGAGGCGAUUUCUCUUCUAUGCAUGUAGACUAACUCUGAUUAAGGGAGUGUUAUCAAGCCUGCCAGUGUAUUACCUCUCUCUAUUCAAGAUACCUGAAGGGAUAGCAAAAGAAAUUGAACAAUUACAAGCCUCAUUCCUAUGGAGUGGCUCUGAGCUAAAGAGAAAAGUUCAUUUAGUGAAAUGGGAAGAGUGGCGGUUUGCCAAUGAGGAAACAGCUUUGUGGAAGAAGGUGAUUUGUAGCAAAUACAAAGUUGAAGGUGGGAAAUGGCUCCCAGAUCCUCAAGCAGCCAGCAGAUGUUCCAAGAUUUGGGGAGAUAUUUUGGUAGUAGCAAUCCAAAGAACCAACCUCCUGCAAUUUUAUGUAACUAAUCUUCAGAUUAAAGUGGGAAAUGGGUGUAGAGUAUGCUUCUGGCAUGACUGCUGGAUUGGAACAGUUAGCCUUAAAGAGUUAUUUCCUAGACUGUUCAGAUUAUCUAAUGAUAAGGAUGGGUCUUUUAGGGCCUAUGCUGUCAAAAGAGGAAACUCUGAUAAUUGGGUGUUUAGUUUUAGGAGGGCUUUAUUUCAAUGGGAACAAGAUGAGCUUAACACUUUUAAUCAAUCUAUCAGAGUAAAUCUUCUGUUGAAUUUGAACUUGCAUGCUUUGGACAAGGCAGUUUGGUUAGCAACUAAACCAGGGCAGUCCUUUGUCUCAACCCUAUAUAAACAAACUGAUUUACAGCAUGAUUUUGCUUGGGAGGAAAGCUGCAAUGCUUUAUCUGUCAAUAGCACAUCAGGUCUUAUUUUGCAACACUUCAGGUCUUAUUUUGCCUCAGGAAUUGUGGCUGAUCUAGUGUGGAUCUGUGUUGGCCUUGUGUUACUGCUCUACUGUGCUAGUCUGCUUGUUCUGGACUGCUGCUUUGCUCUGGUUGCUGCUGAUUCUGCUAUGUUAGAUGUUAAAUUGGAAAACAAUGAUUAUGCUGCUGUAAAGAGAAUGUAUUAUGGUCUUUUUGCCUACUGCUGGAUGUGGAAUGGUUUGUACCUGUUCAAUCUGUCUAAACAGGAAGAAAAAGUGAGAGUUACAACAGAGUUUUGA
This is a messenger RNA of Camellia sinensis, 1878 nucleotides long. The record is from RefSeq and is a predicted model, not a curated record. Lineage: Eukaryota; Viridiplantae; Streptophyta; Magnoliopsida; Ericales; Theaceae.